Drosophila subpulchrella is the source of this 4220-nucleotide messenger RNA. Its product is annotated as proteoglycan 4. The record is from RefSeq and is a predicted model, not a curated record. The transcript is spliced from 3 exons. Bases 691 to 3669 code for a protein of 992 amino acids. Lineage: Eukaryota; Metazoa; Arthropoda; Insecta; Diptera; Drosophilidae.
AGGUGGCCUUAUAUCGUGACACGAUUCUGCACCAUGGUAACCAUUUACUUUAAAUUCAUUUUGCUACGCGCUUUUUUUAUCAUCCCCAUAAGGAAGGGUAUCUGUGUAUAUCUCUUUAUAUGCUUUUUAAAAUUUAUGUUUAUUGUUUUUGAGAAUUGUAACUGUACCUUUGUGGCCGCGUUUACCUGAAAUAUCUUCGGGCGCCAGCCAAGCCUAAAAAAUAGUCACGCACACAUCUCUUUGGUGCAAUUGUUUUGAUAUCUGUUUGAGAAGGAUAAAAAGCCAGUUCUUCGGCUGUACCUGGAUAUCAUAGUGUGUUGCACCUGCGCAGGUCCUUGAAUUCAUUCGCGCCUUGGACUUAGAGGACUAAGCAUCAUUAGUAGGGAUUUGAUGCAAUUUCUGGCUCGAUUGUACAUGUAAGAAGAAGGCCAGGUGUUCCAACGCACUUCUUGAAGAAUAUCGUCAGUCUCCAGGGGAUCCUUAAACUCCAAUGACUUUACAGGAUCCCGCGAUAUAUGUACAUACCUGCGAUACGCCCUAUCCCACCAUGUGUUCCUAGACUAUUUGAUUUCAUCGCUAAACUGGGAUUUAUAUGCAUAACUAAUAAUCGCUUAUCAAUAAUUGAAAUGUCUGCGAUGCAUUCCUAUUAAACUGCACACUUCCGCCUCUACGAAUCCACGAUAACGAUCUAUGAUGCAAAAGUGCAGCGAACUGGGAACUAUGGCCUGGCAGCACUUCGUUCGCUUUGGUCAGAACAACCUGAAGGUGAAGAAGGGCCCAGACGGUCACUACUUGGAGAGCAGAUGUCGCGAGGAGCUGCAGAAGUCGCUACCUGCGGAGUCGUUCGAGGAACUUAUGGCCUGGGUGGCGAAGUGGCUAAAACGAUUGGACGAGAAGAACGCUAUGGUGCGCUCGCAAGAGGUGUCACCGCAGGACACUCGAGAUAAGGUUUCCGAUAAGGAUCUGCCUGCGGAGAAGGAAGGCGACAAGAAAACACCCGCUGAUCCUGCAGUUGUGGACCUUUGCAGCGAUGGAGAAAAUGAGGAAUCCGUCGGUCCCUUUUCUGAUAAGGAAACCUUGGACUCCGAAUCGGUCAUCUCCAGUUCCUCACUGGUAAUCCUCGACGACGAGCUGGGUGAAGUGAACUUGAAGGACUAUGCGGAUCACGUCGAUGGAAAACUGGAUGAGGCCUCUUUGAGAAAGCGGAAUCGCAGGGAGGAGCCCAAUACACCUUCUAAGGCCAAAAAGCAGACCUCGAUGAAGGCGUUUCUGACUCCCAACGGGAAGAAGAUCGAAAAGAGUCCGUCUCCUGUCUUUCGACGUUCUUUGAAAACGUAUGUCAAAAGACCAAAGAUUCCUGCCAGUGGAGAGGCAAUGGACUUGGCAGACACUAAUGAAAAGCGAAGAUCUCUGAUACUUCGCGAACUGAACAUCGAAGGCGGAAACAACUUGAAUAGCUCCUCUAAGGAAGAAUCAAUACCCGAAGUGAUAACUAUCACGGAUGAUAGUCCGAGCCAAGAAUAUUCGGCGAACAAAGAAGAAAAACCUGAACUCCCAAAUGAAAAAACUAAACCAAAGACUCUGGCACAUUUUGAUACGAUAGAAAAACCCCCCAUAGAUGAAGACCCAAGCCAAAAUGCCACCAAAUAUGAGAAACUAAAGCCCGAUGACUUAAUUGACAAAGAAACCCCACCCUGUGAUUCUUAUAUAUCCAAAGAAAUUAAAUCAAAAUCAGAAUCUGAUGUUUCAAAAGUGGCAAUAAAGUGCGAAUCAGAAGUGCCUUUGGGAGCAAGUGGAGAGGCUAAAGAAAAUAGUGAACCAGGUACAAAUAAGGAAGGGCCAAACCCUACUAUUACGAAGGACGACUCCCCUAAAAAUGAGGCCAUGCCCGUACUGACGGAAUUGCUAGCAGCUGUUCCCCAGGUACAUCAAGAACCAACUCACGAUUCCAGUAUAAAUCCAGAAGAACAACCCGAUCCGCUGUUAAAUCAAAGGCCAGAACCUAAUACCAUACGGAUUCGCAGCGAUCUUGUUUCCUGUCCAAUGGAUACGAUUCGGGUUCGCACCGAUCUGUUGCAGGAGCACGUGGAUCGGGUACAACCAGAGGACACACUCAAUCAGUUACGGGAUCAUGUUGACCGGAUUUCAACAGCUCAACCUGCUAAUCCGCCGGGUGCAGCUGAAAAGCGAAGAUUGCCGCCAGAAACACCUGGAAAUCAAUGUGGUUCGACAUCGACGAGCUUACACGGACAGCCAAAAAGGCCAGCCCUGGAUAACUAUAAUCCUGCACCAGUAAGCACCUCCAGAUAUCCCCAUCCACCGACAAUUGCGGUGCCUGCAGCACCUGCUAAUACCUCCGGUUACCGGCUAAUUGCUCCUGCGCCAGCGAUUGCCAAUGGGAGAUAUCCACUAGGAGCCACUGGAGCCACAAGCAGCACCUCCAGUUAUCUGUCUCCAGUUUUCCCUUCCAGUUAUCAACCAGAGAUUCCGCCUGCACCCCACACCAUAAGCAAUUACCAAUCAAAUGGCACUAACAUGCGAGUUUACAGCGCGGAAAACCCAGCACCCCUCGCUGUGAAUGCUCCAGCUAAUAACAAUACCAGUUAUCCAGUGGCUCAGGGGUCCGGUACCAACUCUAGAUACCCACAGGAAAUCCCCGUGUCUGCUGGAAAUAUUACCAACACAAAUUAUCAAUCUUUUAUGCCUGUGGCCCCUGGAUCCGCUAACUCAGUAUGGUACCCGCCACCGAGAUUUCCGUCAUCCAAUCCUGUUGCUUCUUCACCAGCAACCACAGUUAAUCAACCAGCUCGCCCAGCUGUGCCUCCUGCAGCUGUUAUCUCUUCGAGCUAUCAACCGGUAAUGUCAGCGGCUCCAGGAUCAGUACCGACCUCCAGAUGUCCUCCACAUAAUCCUUUGGCUCCUGCACCAGUUGUAACUUCAAGUUAUCAACCAGUAGAGUCAGCGGCUCCAAGAUCAGUGCCUACAUACAGAUGUCCUCCACCUAAUCCGGUGGCUCCUGCAGCAAUUGUCUCUUCAAGUUAUCGACCAGUAAUGUCAGCGGCUCCAGGAUCAUCCAGAUAUCCUCCACCUAAUCCGGUGGCUCCUGCAGCAAUUGUCUCUUCAAAUUAUCGACCAGUAAUGUCAGCGGCUCCAGAAUCAUCCAGAUACCCUCCACCUAAUCCGGUGGCUCCUGCAGCAAUUGUCUCUUCAAAUUAUCGACCAGUAAUGUCAGCGGCUCCAGGAUCAUCCAGAUAUCCUCCACCUAAUCCAGUGGCUCAUGCUGCAGUUGUCUCUUCAAGUUAUCAACCAAUGAAGUCAGCGGUUUCGGGAUCAGUGGCUCCAUCCAGAUAUCCUCCACCUUGUCAUGUGGCUCCUGCAGCAGUUGUCACUUCCGUUCAUCAAACAAUUAAACCUUUGGCUCCUGCACCAGUAGCAUCCUCCAGACAUCAACCAAGUAAUCCUGUGGCUCCUGCUCCUCAAUAUACAUCCAAUAAUCAACUUACAGGAUGCUCCACCAAUUUGUCCAACAUCAUGGGCAUGCUAGCCCAGGUGGAGUUCUUUGCCUAUGCUCAAAAGAACCAAGAGGCUUUCCAUCUCGUCAACCAGCUGCGCCUGAGCCUCCAGAAAGGAGCGGCAAAUAAUUGCAACGCUCCUCAGCGAAAAGUUUAGAUUUUACCAUUACAUCAUUAUUGCUUAAAAGAGUAUAAUUUUAGAAAACUUACUCGUUACUUUCCUAGUUUAUAGAACUUGUUAAACAUGCCAUUGUAUUUUGAUACGCUAUAUCAAAUAAAAUAAUUAGCUGUACGACAAGUUUAGUUGUAUAUUAUUUUUUGACAGCAUUACAUUGAAUAAUUGUACCACAGAACUUUGAAAAAUAAAGCAAUUACCAACAGUACUUAACUCUGUCAAAUAUGGUUAUAUUUUGCUAUUACGUGUCUUGUCUAGUUAAAAUCUGGACGUUAACAAUUAGGUUGGAUAAGAAACUUUUUAAAAAUAUAAUUUUGUUUAAGUUUAUUUAGUGCUGUACAAAAGUAACACAAAAUGUUCCUGUUGUAAUGAAUUUCAAAAUCUCAAAAAGUAAAUCUGUGGGCCUUAUUCGCACUUUUUUUGAAUUGCCUUCAGACUUGGGGCUUGCAAAUAAUUUACCCAUCUGUUGUUGAUAUUUCUGCACCUGUGGCACUUUAAGUUUAGCAGAUGAGCUGCCCACCUGCCUGCCCAUC